Messenger RNA from Coturnix japonica (Japanese quail), 4115 nucleotides. It is a transcript of the gene KCNA1, whose product is annotated as potassium voltage-gated channel subfamily A member 1. Lineage: Eukaryota; Metazoa; Chordata; Aves; Galliformes; Phasianidae. The record is from RefSeq and is a predicted model, not a curated record. Gene Ontology annotation, cellular component: paranode region of axon; juxtaparanode region of axon; dendrite. Gene Ontology annotation, biological process: potassium ion transmembrane transport; action potential; protein homooligomerization. Gene Ontology annotation, molecular function: delayed rectifier potassium channel activity; protein binding.
GCAACUCCCCACCCCCCCUGCCCGCUGCCAGAGCUGCAUCAAACGGCUCUCAGGUUUCUGCUGAUACUGCAGCGUCAAGACAUGGCUCGAGUUUGCUCCGCUCUCUUACGUAUUCAGCAGUCCAUUUGCUCCUGCCACACGCGUCCGUCUCCUGCCUCCUGCUGCUGCUGCUGCUGCUGCUGCUGCCGUUGGGACGAGCCAAGAGUCACUCCGGAGAUGCGGUUGCGGGACUGCGGCUCUCUCACAUCUCUCCAGCCGACGCUGCCCAGCGCAAGGCUUCUUCUCCAGAUGUCUUAAAGGAAGAGAUCGGGAGAGCCAGCAGAUACUUAGGACAACCUAUUCUUAUUAAUUAAGCCUUCGGAAAAAGACACUUUGCACGCUCUUCCACCUGCCGACUCCCUCACUGCGGUUUUCAGCAGAAACUACUUAAACCCACUCGCCCUUGGUGCAGCCUGAGUGUAUGAAUACUGAAGCGUCUCACAGGCAGUCCUGUACAGCGAUCACAGUAUUAUUAAGAGGGGGUGCAAGAGGAGGAGGAAGAAGGCUGAGUUUGCCACUGCGGUUUUUGUUUUGCUCAGGAUUUUUUUUGGAUGGUGCAGCAAGACGGCUUGUCGCAUUCUGGCACUGGCUCCUAUUCCUAACCAGCACAUCUCACACAGAGCAGCAUCCGCAGUGAUGAUCGAGUUGGCAAGAAAAGUGGCCGGAUCGAGUUAAAGGCGAAAGGAGACAGCUGGGGAGGGGACCCCAGCCAGGAGGUGCACCCCAGACACCUUCAGCCUCCUGGCCUGGGGGGACAGGACCCCUCGCCUUACCUGCCCUCUGCCCUCACCCCCCAAAGCCUGGGUCCCCCAUUCUCUGUACCACAAUGACUGUCAUGGCUGGAGAGAACAUGGAUGAGACUUCUGUGCUACCUGGCCACCCCCAGGAUAGCUACCAGCCCGCUGCCCAUGAUGACCAUGAAUGCUGUGAGCGUGUAGUGAUAAACAUUGCUGGACUACGUUUUGAGACGCAGUUAAAGACCUUAGCCCAAUUCCCCAACACACUGCUGGGCAACCCCAAGAAGCGCAUGCGGUACUUCGACCCUUUGCGCAAUGAGUACUUCUUUGACCGAAACAGGCCCAGCUUUGAUGCCAUCCUCUACUACUACCAGUCUGGGGGACGGCUUCGCCGGCCAGUCAAUGUUCCCUUGGACAUGUUCUCUGAGGAGAUCAAAUUUUAUGAGCUGGGUGAGGAAGCUAUGGAGAAGUUCCGGGAAGAUGAAGGGUUCAUCAAAGAUGAGGAGAGACCCUUGCCAGAGGGAGAGUAUCAGCGCCAAGUAUGGCUCCUCUUUGAGUACCCAGAAAGCUCUGGGCCUGCAAGGGUCAUUGCGAUAGUCUCUGUCAUGGUGAUCCUCAUCUCCAUUGUGAUUUUCUGCCUAGAGACAUUACCUGAGCUGAAGGAGGACAAGGAGUAUACAGUGCAUCGUACUGACAACACCACUCAGGUCUACAAAUCCAACAUCUUCACAGAUCCCUUCUUUGUUGUUGAGACACUGUGCAUCAUCUGGUUCUCCUUUGAGCUGGUGGUGCGUUUCUUUGCUUGCCCCAGCAAGACUGAAUUCUUCAAGAAUAUAAUGAACUUCAUUGACAUUGUGGCCAUCAUCCCUUACUUCAUCACCUUGGGCACUGAGAUGGCUGAGCGGGAGGGGACUCAGAAGGGAGAGCAGGCCACCUCCUUGGCCAUUCUGAGAGUCAUCAGACUGGUAAGAGUCUUUCGAAUCUUCAAACUCUCCCGGCACUCUAAGGGCCUCCAGAUUUUGGGACAGACCCUCAAAGCAAGUAUGAGAGAGCUAGGUUUACUAAUCUUCUUCCUCUUCAUUGGGGUGAUCUUGUUCUCUAGUGCGGUGUAUUUUGCUGAGGCUGAAGAACCUGAGUCUCAUUUCACAAGUAUCCCUGAUGCUUUCUGGUGGGCGGUGGUAUCCAUGACCACUGUGGGCUAUGGUGACAUGUACCCUGUGACAAUUGGAGGCAAAAUCGUAGGCUCCUUGUGUGCCAUCGCUGGUGUGCUGACAAUUGCCCUGCCUGUACCUGUCAUCGUGUCCAACUUCAACUACUUCUACCACCGAGAAACAGAAGGGGAAGAACAGGCUCAGUUACUUCACGUUAGCUCCCCAAAUUUAGCAUCUGACAGUGAUCUCAGUCGCCGCAGCUCUUCUACUAUCAGCAAAUCUGAGUAUAUGGAAAUCGAAGAGGAUAUGAAUAAUAGCAUAGACAAUUUUAGAGAGGCUAAUCUCAGAACUGGCAAUUGCACUGUAGCCAACCAAAACUGUGUUAAUAAAAGCAAGCUGCUGACUGAUGUAUAAACAAAAGACCAAAAUCCGCACUCACAGCUUGAAGACUUAAGUGACAUAGUCACACUUUGUAGAUGCUUUACUGAUAGUAUUUGAAUGCUUUAUUUACCUCGUAAAUGCAUUGUUGCAUUGUGAGUUUUUGCUCAGCGAUAAAGAAGCUUCCAGGAUCCAUGAAUGAUAAAAUUUUGUUUACUUAAAAAAAACAAUCCACGUUUUCCACCUAGUAAAUGAUGACUAUUUGAACUAGUUAGGUUUCAAUCUGAAUGAUGCUAGACCUAAACUUUUCGUCUUCCGUCUACCUUUUUUUUCUUUUUUUUUUUUUUUUUUUUUUUUUUUUUUUUUUUUUUUUUUUUUUUUUUUUUUUUUUUUUUUUUUUUUUUUUUUUUUCUUUUUUUCUUUUCGAACUUAAAUUCAAUUAAGGAAGACAGUUUUUAAAACUAGAGCAUACGCAUGGAUUCCAGUAAAAAUAUCCUGCAAACAUGCACAACUGUAAGAGAGUGGAUCAGAUAAUAGUAAAAAAGUAUUAACAUGCAGCAAGUAUGUACCAUUGUUUUUAUGAAGGGAUGCAAAUUUUCCUUCGGCACGCCAUAUGAGAGAGAUUACAUAGUUCCAACUUGCAGAUCAGCACCUUAUUUAAAUACGCAUAAAACUGGUCUUUUUUUCUAUCCAUAGAAGAAUUAUUUUAAAAUAGCAAACAGAACUGAAGGUAAAACAUUUGCACUGCUGCUAAGUUCUCUUAUAUGCAGAUGAUCUUAAUGCACUUUUCCCUGUCCAGGACUGUAUAGAAAACUUCUAGUCCUUCUGUUGCAAGACAGCACAAUGUAGUUUAAUAUAAGCAUGUCUGAAUUUGAUGCUAUUUAUUUUAUAAUCGCAUGCCUGAAACUUUACCUCAGACACUAAUGGAUAAGCUUUUGUUUGAAAUGAAUCUUCUAAAAAAUAGGUCCUUUAUCUCUCUUCUUUUUUUUUCUUUUUCUUUUUUCUUUUUCUUUUUUUCCUUUUUUCUUUAUUUUGGUUUGCAUUCACCAGAAGUGCACUACUUAACUUACUAAAUUGUUAACUAGUACUUUAAAGCAUAUGUUAGUCAAAUGGAAAAAAUAACUUUUGGAGAUCAAAGCAUGUUCAAGUAUUCAGUAUUAUGGCCUAUUUGAAUAAUAUGUAACUUAAUUAAUGCAUGAAUUUAAUAAUAAUAAAAAAAAAUAAAAAAUAAAAAGUGCUUGAUAGAUCAAAGGCCUGAAUGGACAGAUUAGAGAAAUCUGUUUCCCUGUGCUGCUCAGGAAAACAUGUUGGCUUUUAUCCGGGCAUUGUCAGAAAGGGAUAUAUCCCAUAUCUUAAAGGGAAAGCAAUAUGGAAAACUAAGAAGACAAGUUAUAUAUAGUGGCACCUAAAACCUAGUAUCCUUUAUAUUUGAAAGGUGUAGAUGCAUGCUUUUUGGUGCAUUCUCAGAAUGUAAAUGAAAUUUAUCUACUGUAUGCAUCCAAAUUGCAGCAGCUGUUUUUUUUCGUUGUUGUUGUUUGUUUGCUUGUUUGUUUUUUGCAGUCAUUAUUUGAGAUUUUUUUUUUUUUUUUUUGUAUUCCCCUAAGCUCACUGAAGAGACUUAACUGACUGAUUUAAAUAGUUGUGCAGUGCCUUUGUCUUACAUCCUCUAAACUGCUGAAAGUGCCUCCGGGAAUUGAGCUGAUCAGAGGUAAAGAAAGGGCAAGGACCAACACACCAGAAGAAGAGUUCUGCACUACCUCUUGGCUCAGCACAGAAAGCGAUAGAGAAGGAAUGAAAGAGCAACCAUGAA